CAUUCUUGAAACCGAAGAAGACACCCGGAAAUAGUACCAACAUGGCGGAAUGUGAAACAAGCGAGAGCGACAAACAGGAUUCGCUUUCAGAUGCCGAAGCUCCCAAAUUAUCAGAUUUAUUUGACCGUGGGUGGAAGAUAUUUGAUGAGGUCGACAAUACAAAUGAUCCUCUUGCUUCAAACAGUGUUCAGGUAAGAGUGAGACGCGCGAUUAGUAUGUUAGAAGAUACAUCGCGAAUGGCUGCUCAGCUGAACUUGUUUAGUCGCAAUGAAGAAUUGGAGGAAAUUGCUACAGCGGACCUGAAAUAUCUGUUGAGUCCCGCUCUGUUGGGAGCCCUGACCAUGAAAGUUACAGGUCGAGAGAAGCGUUUGGAGAUUGUGCAAACUGCCCGAGCCUAUUUUAUGGAUUUCCUGAGAAGAUGUAAAGACUAUAACGUAUCACAGUUCACUCUGCCGGAGUCUGGAAAUGAAAGUACACUUCCCGAAGAAUCCUCAGAGGAUGCAACCUCCACCUGCAUGACGCCUAUGCCCAGCACAUCUAGCUUGGUUGCCAUGGCCACACAAAGGCAAGCUAAAAUUGAGCGAUACAGCCAGAAGAAGGAGCUGGAGGCCAGACUGUCAGAUGUGCGGAGGUCGGUGGAGAGCGGACAGGCGGACGAUGAAACCAGCAGAGAUUUCUACUUGCUGAAUGUUCGAAAAUGGAUCAUUCUUUGCCUGGAUGAAGUACAGAGCAUAGACCAAGAGAUGGAAAUACUGAAGAAUAUGGAUCUGAUGCAACUUGGCGCCCCACAGCCCGCUCGACCCAGCAGGCCCCCCAUGAAACCAUUCAUCCUAACCAAGGAUGCUUUACAGGCUCAGGUGUUUGGGUCUGGUUAUCCAAGCCUUCCUACAAUGACUGUAAAUGACUGGUAUGAUCAGCACAAGAAACACGGAGUCCUGCCCGACCAGGGAGUUCCCAGAAGGCUUGCGGUUGAGGAGGACACUGAUGCGAAGGAAAGUGAAGAAGAAGAAAAAGAGAAAUUGGCUGAAAACGAUGACGAGGAGGCUUUGAUGAAAGCCAGGAAGUGGGAUGACUGGAAAGACGAUCAUCGCAGGGGUUAUGGAAAUCGCCAAAACAUGGGCUAAUUGCUUCCAAUACCAACUGCCCAAACAUGCCUUGUUAUGUGGAUACGUGUCAGAAACUCUCAGAAAAACUGUUGAUAUUUAUAGUUUGCUUCUCACCAUGUUUCUUCAACAGAUGGAUAGACGUGCCACUGAGUUAUUCAUUUUAAAAUUUCAAUUUUCAGUCCGUUUAAAAUGAAGAUGUAUGUGAAAUUAUCAAUGUAUUAAAAUUUACUUUUUCAUUUGACGACUCCAGGGGUCUGCAAGUCCAGUCCACGAGAGCCGCUAUCCAGCUUGUUUUCCACGUCUCCCUCCUUUAAGACACCUGAAUCAAAUGACCAGCUCAUCAGCAAGCUCUGCAGGAGCCUGAUAACGAUCUGAUUAUUGAUUCAGGUGUGUU
Molecule: messenger RNA, 1500 nt
Organism: Corythoichthys intestinalis (scribbled pipefish)
Lineage: Eukaryota; Metazoa; Chordata; Actinopteri; Syngnathiformes; Syngnathidae
Gene: igbp1
Product: immunoglobulin (CD79A) binding protein 1
Exons: 3
Coding region: 42-1124 (360 amino acids)
Biological process (GO): regulation of dephosphorylation; regulation of signal transduction
Cellular component (GO): cytosol
Molecular function (GO): protein phosphatase 2A binding
Source: RefSeq, a predicted model, not a curated record